AUGGACGAGCCGGGCUGCUCUUGGCCGUUCUGGAAGUUUGGGAUGAAGAGGGACGACCUCUCCACCAAACUGCAGGAUGAAUACAAUACCAUCCCGUCCAACAUUCAGGACCCCGAAGCCUUUCAUCACGACGUCUACGAGAUCUCCCGCAUCGCCGAUACUGCCGACGAGUUCCACCGUAUGAUGGCCGACCGCAAGGAACAGCGUCUCAAGGAACUCAACGCGUCGCUCGAUCUCGCUGCUGUCGAGAUCAUCGCCAACCCCAAGCUGGUCGGCACCGGCCAGUGGUCCUACGCUCUGCAGCUCUUCCGGACACGCUCGCUCGACUCUCUCGUGCGACUGUUCUCGAGCUAUCUGCCCGACGACUACUCCUGCACUCAAGGCUACUACGCGACCUCGUUGAGCGGCACCUCCUUCAGCGAUCGCUGCAGCUCCCGCACCGCGAGCACGAAUCUGAGCAGCCUCGACGAUGUCGACGGUCCCUGUUUCUUUAACGAUGAUGACGAAAAGCCCAUUAUGACGCAUGAACCUUUACAUAUCUCGACCUCCAUAUCUUCCUCCGCCAUCACCACGGAGCUCCCCCCUUCUCCUCGCUCCAUGACGAUGCAGUCCGACACAUCUACGUCGUCGCCCAUUGAUCACGAGCGCGACUACAUACUCCACACCCUGACCCCUGCGCGGACCUUAUCAUUCUCUGGUUCCGAAUCCGGCCGGUUCCAAGGGCGGCGUCUUCAGUGUCUUGAAGACGACGAGGACGAAGAGGAAGAAGACACCUCGCAGUCCGAAGAUCCAGAUUCCCUGACGACGUCGGUGUCAGAUCUGGACGAGCAUCAUCUGACGCGCGAAUCUACCGUGGACGAGGAGCAACCUAACGAAUACACCGAAAGCGCCACCGAGGAUGACGAUUGCGAAGACGAGUUUCCCACGACCCAGCUUCCCUUCGACCUUUUUGAUGACGUGAUGGAGUCUUCAGAAACCCCAACCCCUAAACAGGAAAUAACAACAACAAUAACUUCGGCACCGGCGUCUUACCUUGACAGCAAAUCUUCAUUUCGUUCGAUACCCCCAUCCUUUCGCGCAUCCUCACCAAAGAUACCCCACCUCCGCCGUCGCGACGCCAGCCCCGCGAAGAGUAGCAUCAGCAGCAGUACCAUGAGUAGGAGGAGUCCCGAUGAAGCAGCGUGUCGUAUACAGAAGCCGCAGCCCGACGCCGCACGCGUGCGGGCCUUGGCGGCCAGGGAGCGCAGGAGGGGACUGGACUAG
Colletotrichum higginsianum IMI 349063 is the source of this 1263-nucleotide messenger RNA. RefSeq lists its product as uncharacterized. The record is from RefSeq and is a predicted model, not a curated record. The coding region runs from base 1 to 1263 and encodes 420 amino acids. The transcript has a single exon. NCBI's taxonomy places the organism in Eukaryota, Fungi, Ascomycota, Sordariomycetes, Glomerellales, Glomerellaceae.